Molecule: messenger RNA, 2476 nt
Organism: Cuscuta campestris
Lineage: Eukaryota; Viridiplantae; Streptophyta; Magnoliopsida; Solanales; Convolvulaceae
Source: the annotation of a GenBank genome assembly
AACUGGGGGCUUUUUUUUGUUAGGGGCAGCCAUACAUAAAACAAAAAAAAGUAAAAAAAACUCCAAGGUAAUCCGCCCAUGACUGUCUGAUGUGAUGUUGUACAUCUCUAUUCAAACCCUUCCACCAAAACAACCCUUUAACUUUCUUCAAUGUAGCAUCCCUACCUGAGUGUCCUCCAGUGGCUGAGUUGUGCACCCAAAUCAGGAUUUGGGUUUUUAGAUUGGAAUUUGAUGAUGAAACCCGGAGCUGCAAGUAUGAUUGGGCCCUCCCUUCCUCUACAAGUGUUAAUAUCAUGCAUGGUUCUGUUAGGGAAUUUGAAAAUCAAUUCAAAGUGAUUCCAAAUUUGUUUGCUGUAGUACAAUCUUUGAGGAUGUGAUCAGAGUGUGUUCAGGCCUAAAGACAGAGAUUAGGUCUCGAAGGGAGAUGGAUACUGAUUCUGGUGAGAUUCUCAGCAAAAAGGUCUAGUAUAGAUCAUAUUAUAUGUCAAACACCCAAUUAUUGAAGAAUAUGGAACACAUGCAAUAUGCUCAUGCUCCUCAGCGGCAGUCUACAAUUUUAUGUGGUUUGCAAAUGGUGUAAUCCCGAGUUUAACAUCAUUAACCUUAAAUCAGAGUUUAAUUAUAAAGAAAGGACAAAUAAGCAAACAUAUUACUAAGAUGGGGGCCAAUUUAUAAUUUUGAUAAGUUUUAAUGUUGAUAGAGGGCUGUAAAUGUGGGAUGGGGAGAACCGGGGAUUGGAAAGAACGUGGUUCGGCCACUUCUUUGAUUGACGGUUUGGAGGGAGUGCUCGCAAUUUCGAUCAUAAUUGGGCACAAAGACAGAAGGAUCCGGGACGGACUACUUCUUCGCCGAGUGGUUCUCCCAUUGCCACAGCAGCGGUGGACGAAAGCUCCGGGUGGCGAAGCAGAGCCAAACCUCCGGCGAACCCUAGUCUUCGUCCGAUAGUCGUGAACGAGGGCUUAUUCCGGUCCUUUUUCUUCAUCCUUCUUUGUUAAGUAUUCCAAUCCAAGCUUUUCACUAAUUUCUUAGUUUUGUUUACUCUACUUUGGUGUUCAUUGUUGGAUUACUUUCUUUUAAUAUUGAUGUGUUCUUGCCUUAUGGGUUUGUUUCUUGAAAUCAUGAGUGGCUAAAUAUCUAGGUUUGGGUGUUGGAUUGUUAAGGGUUGAUGAAUAGUAUGUUUUGAUUCUCAUUAGAGAUAAUUUGUGGUUUAAUCAUAGAUUCUAGAUGUAUGGUGUCUCUAUUUGAUGUGAGCUUUGGAUCUUUGAAUUGGAAAUUAGCUUGUGCUUCAUGCCUAAUUGCAUUGACAUUUGUGGUGAGUUUGCAAUUUGAUAUCCUCUGUCACUGGAUUUGAAUAAAUUUUAGUUUGUGCAUAUAUAUUCCUAGUCCUUAUUCGAAGCUUUUUUUUUUAAUUCUCUCAUUUAUUAUUAGUUGUGAGAUUGUUGGUGUAUGUGUAUAUUGCUGGCCUAGAUGCAUUGGAUCUCAAAAUUGUGGACAACUGGACAUAUUUGAAUUCUUUAUUCCAAUUUUGUCCUUAUAUCCAACAACUUAGGAAAUUUGCUUAAUGAUUACCUGAUAGCUACUUUACAAGUGGUUCACAGUUUUUUUUGAAGGUUCACUUGCUCUGACAGACAAUAUUUUGAACACUUUAUGCAAUCUAUGUAUUAUUUGGGUAAUUUCUGUGUUUUUUCAAUUUGGUGCUAAAUUUACAGAGCUGGAGUUUCUUAUUGUUAUUACGAGUAUUAUUUUUUUUAUUUAAUUCAAGCAAAGUAGUCAUUCCUCAUUAGUGGCAGUAUGAUGAAUUGGAACAAAAUAGUUUGGGUGUCUAAGAUUUUCUUUUGGCGCAGCGGAGGUUUUGGCAGGAUCUGCAGCAUGGCUUGGUAGAGGGCUUUCAUGUGUUUGCGUUCAGGCAAGAGAGGGUGAUACUCAUCCCUCGUUUAAUUUUACACCUGCUUUCAAGUACUCCCUCCUUGAUAAUUGUUUAAUAUAUGAACAUUAUGGCUUGAUUUUUGUUUGAUUGUUGGCAAUUUUUGCUUGUCAAUUUAUGGGAGUUUGAGUUCCUCGAUCUCGUUCUGAACGGUGUGCCUUGAAGGAGGAGAAAGCAAAAAGAUUGAAAAUUGAACAAGAGCAUGAAGAAACAAAAGAGAAACUCUAGAAUUUAGAAGAUGUAGUGCCAUUGCUUUUAAAUACCCUGGUUCAAUAGCUAAUCAAUCUGAAUCGAUGAUCUUACAAUUGAUGGUAAUGCAACCAGUGAGAAAAGGCAUGAUGAGGAUCGAUGGAACAAAGAUGAAGCUGAGAGCGAUGAACUUGAAGAUAUGUAGACAGUGACGAGCAUUAAAGCUUUGAACUAUAUCUUCCAUAUCAAUGCGUAUUUUAAUUUAUUUAACUUUGACUGUUUAUACUUUAGCUUGAAACGUACGCAAAUGAUGAACUAAUUUUGAGAUGCUGGUUUACUUUCUAGUAAAUGGGUUAGUUGUAA